Messenger RNA from Bursaphelenchus okinawaensis, 2446 nucleotides. The record is from the annotation of a GenBank genome assembly. Lineage: Eukaryota; Metazoa; Nematoda; Chromadorea; Rhabditida; Aphelenchoididae.
AUGUCUGACGUCGAAGAUCAGCUUCAGGACUUGAACCUGAAAGGUAUGUUAUAAUAGUUUACGUUGAUUGCAUUUUUAGAUAAGAAGCUAACUAGGAAGGAGUUGAAGAAGCUUCAAAAACAAAAGGAAUAUGAAAAUGAGUUGAAGGCAAUGGGAUCAAAGGCUUUCGAGAAGGAGGUGGCUUCUGGUGAGGAAUUUGCUGGUAAGUAGUUCAUCAUAAUGCUUUAUUUUACAUUAUUUUUUAGAAGGUGGGGGUAUUGGAGCUGGUGUUGAGCUAGGAGAUCAGUUCACAGUCUCUCAGCAAGACAAAACUGAUGCCCAGAACGCAUUGUUGGAGAAUGCAGUUGAUAUUAAGGUGGAGAAGUUUGAUAUUGCUGCUAGUGGACGGCAGCUAUUUUCAAAUGCCGAACUGACAAUAGCUUUUGGUAGAAGAUACGGUCUUGUUGGUCCUAAUGGAAUGGGUAAAACAACAUUGCUAAAACACAUUGCUUCAAGAAAGCUGAACAUUCCUCCAAACAUUGAUAUUUUGUAUUGUGAACAAGGUAAGAAGAGUUUAUAUUUCUUUUAUCAUAUUUUUUGAAUUUUAAUUGCAAUUAAAGUUAUAUUGCCUUUAGAAAUUGCUGUGGACGAAACUUCUGCUAUCGAGACGGUGAUAAAGUCAGAUAAAGUGAGACUGAAGUUGCUAGAAGAGGAAGAAGACUUGACCAAGAAGUUAGAAAACGGUGAAGAAGUUAACGAAAGGCUACAAGAAGUGCACGAUGAACUGAGGAAUAUUGGUGCUUACUCAGUAGAAGCAAAAGCUCGUCGCAUCUUGGCUGGUUUAGGUUUUAGCAAGGAAAUGCAGGAAAAACGGGUCUGUGACUUUUCUGGAGGAUGGAGAAUGAGAAUCUCGUUGGCGAGAGCUUUGUUCUUGGAGCCGACUUUGUUGUUACUUGAUGAACCUACCAACCACUUGGAUCUGAAUGCUGUUAUUUGGCUUGACAAGUAGGUUGGAUUUUCUAUUGUGGCAGUAAAUUAUUUAUAAACUGAUAUUGUUUCAUAAAUUUGAUUAUUUUAGUUAUCUGCAAAACUGGAAAAAGACUUUGCUCGUAGUAUCUCACGACCAGUCGUUCUUGGAUAAUAUUUGUACUGACAUUGUUCACUUGGAUGACCAAAAGUUGUACUACUACAAGGGAAACUAUAGUAAGUAUAUUAAUUCUUGUUUAUUUAAACUUUGAUGCAUGUUACUAUAAUGUCGUCUUUUAGCUAAAUUCAAGGCCAUGUACGAACAGAAGCUGCGAGAACACAACAAAGCUUUUGAUCAACAACAGAAGCAACUUACUGCUUUGAAAAAGGGUGGGAAGAGUGGGAAACAAGCUGUAGAAGAAGUGAAAGGGAAGAUGAAGAACAAGCAGGGCAAAAAAGGAAAGAAAGGGCAACAUGACGAUGAUGGUAAGACUGUUUUAUGUAGAUUUUACUUUUUUCAGACGAUGAAUUAACUCCCGAUUUGCUUAAAAAGGCAAAGGAGUACAGUGUCAAGUUUGUCUUUCCACCAACAACUCCAUUACAGCCACCUUUGUUGGGGUUAUACAGUAAGUCAACGUUUUUAAUAGUAAUUUCAAUAAUUUAUAAAUGCUUUGACAUUUUGAUUUAAGACGCUUAUUUAUAUAAUCUUUCAGAUGUCACCUUUGGUUUCGGCGAUUCAGUUUUGUUUAAAAACGUCGACUUCAGUGUGGACAUGACCUCUCGUAUAACCAUUGUGGGUCCAAACGGAGUGGGAAAAUCUACUUUGAUGAAAUUGUUAUAUGGUAGACUACAACCGGUAAGUCACACAACUAAAUUACAAUAAUUUUGUCUUCAGAACGAAGGAGAAUGUCGACGACACCGACAGUUAAAAGUAGGAUGGUUCGAUCAGCAUUCCAAUGAAGCUUUAAAUGGAGAAGCGUCUCCUAUUGAGUACUUGUCAUCUAAAUUCCAAAUUGACUAUCAAGUAAGGAUACUACUUUUUUUAUUUAUUGGUAGUCAUUUUAUAAAUAUAUUUUAGGUCAUUUUUAUUCUAAAAUAUAUAUAUUUACUACUUCUUUUUAAGGAAGCUAGGAAAAACCUUGGCCGGUGUGGACUGGCUGGACAUGCCCAUACUGUCAAGAUCAAGGACUUGUCCGGAGGACAGAAGUCUCGAGUUGCGUUAGCUGAGCUGGCUUUAGGAGAACCAGAUAUACUGUUACUUGAUGAACCCACAAACAACCUCGAUAUUGAGAGUAUCCAAGCUUUGGCCGAAGCCAUUGAAGAGUACGAUGGAGGCGUUUGUAUGGUUACUCACGACGAACGGCUAAUCAGGGCGACGGAUUGUCGUCUGUUUAUUGUAGAAAAUCAAGAUAUUGCUGAAAUUGACGGUGACUUCGACGACUACAGGAAAGAAGUCUUGGACCAGAUCGAAAAACAAGUCCAAGAAGUCGAGAAGCCUUAA